AUGUCGACGGGACCUCAAGACCAUGCGCAGUCCCAUUCCGCUCUUCUUUCACAGCCACGCCACCGUUUUCCCUCAAGCGCGGAUAUCAGUCCGCAACCUAGCCAUCCGAUGAGUGUGCUCGCACAACAAGGAUCGUCCUCGACGCCGGUUACAGGUGGCACCAAUGGUCAGGUUGUGAACGUGGAGAGAGAGCAGAAGACAGGGCAGCAGCAACUUCCCUUUCAGAAGCGGAGUGUGGACUACGUAUCGCGAAGCGGCCUAGCAGGAGGAGUCGCCGGCUGUGCGGCCAAAACGGUGGUCGCACCGCUCGACCGCGUCAAGAUCCUCUUCCAGGCAUCCAACCCGAAAUUCGCAAAAUACACAGGCAGCUGGACCGGACUUCUCGCUGCAAUCAGUGACAUCAAGCGCUAUGAAGGGGCCAGAGGCUUAUACAAGGGACACUCCGCUACCCUUCUGCGUAUCUUCCCCUACGCGGCCAUCAAAUUCCUAGCCUACGAACAGAUCCGUGCCAUUGUUAUAAACUCCCCGGACAAAGAGACCUCAGUCCGUCGAUUGGUAUCCGGCAGUUUGGCCGGUAUUACCUCUGUAUUCUUCACAUACCCGCUCGAGCUUAUUCGCGUGCGUUUGGCAUUUGAAACAAAACGGUCGUCUCGGUCAUCCCUGACGGAUAUUUGUAAACAAAUCUACCGCGAACGCAUCACGCCCCCAUCAUCCGGCGCAGAAGCAGCACCGGCCGUCGCUGCCAGCACACAGCAGGCCUCUGCAGGAUUUACCACCGCCGAGAAUGUCUCGUCAACCGUGACCAACGUCGUCCCCCGCUCCGGCCUCGCAAACUUCUACCGUGGCUUUGCUCCCACCAUCCUCGGCAUGCUCCCCUACGCCGGCGUGUCGUUCCUGACCCACGACACGAUAGGCGAUUGGCUCCGCUACCCAUCUGUCUCCAAAUAUACCACGAUCCCCGAUGAGGAGAGUAAACCGAAGAAAGGCUCUCGACACCCCCAGCUUACCGCCGCAGCAGAGCUUUUCUCUGGAGCUAUCGCUGGUCUCGUGGCCCAGACUUUUUCUUACCCACUUGAAGUCGUCCGACGACGGAUGCAGGUCUCUGGCGCAGUCGGCGAUGGCCAUCGCCGCAGCAUCCUUGAAACGGGCCGCACGGUCUGGCUUGAGCGAGGAUUCCGUGGGUUCUGGGUUGGGCUGACGAUUGGGUACAUCAAGAUUGUACCGAUGUCUGCCACCGCUUUUUUCGUUUACGAGCGUAUGAAGUGGUCUUUGGGAAUUUAG
This is a messenger RNA of Penicillium argentinense, 1281 nucleotides long. Its product is annotated as coenzyme A transporter. The record is from RefSeq and is a predicted model, not a curated record. Bases 1 to 1281 code for a protein of 426 amino acids. Lineage: Eukaryota; Fungi; Ascomycota; Eurotiomycetes; Eurotiales; Aspergillaceae. The transcript is spliced from 2 exons. Gene Ontology annotation, biological process: transmembrane transport.